Bipolaris sorokiniana ND90Pr is the source of this 2688-nucleotide messenger RNA. RefSeq lists its product as uncharacterized. Gene Ontology annotation, molecular function: DNA-binding transcription factor activity. The record is from RefSeq and is a predicted model, not a curated record. The transcript has 2 exons. Bases 1 to 2388 code for a protein of 795 amino acids. Lineage: Eukaryota; Fungi; Ascomycota; Dothideomycetes; Pleosporales; Pleosporaceae. Gene Ontology annotation, biological process: regulation of DNA-templated transcription.
AUGACAGGACUAGACGUGGACCGGAAUCACUCCCGCAGGCCAGUGGCUUCGGCUGCAGGGCUGGCGGCGUCUGGCGUGCGUCGACGACGUUGCUCUAGGAGCAGCUGGCGCGUGUCGUCCGCUUCCGCGCAUCCUGUCCAGCUGCUGCGCAAGCCCUUGGACUCCAUACUCGAUCCUAUAUCCCUCCCGGCCCAGGCCCACCGACUCACGCCCGCCCGACUGCGAGCGCCCGUCACCGUCACCUCCAAUUCCCCAUAUAUACUACAUACAUGGACUGCUCCCGCGCCUCACCCCCUCCCAUCGCUUCCAGCGCUUCACUACUCACCUCCCCUCUACUACUCCUCUCUGGCCCUCACGCCCUGUUCCUGCAGCCCUGAUAUCGCCCUUCCCCCAACAGAGCCUGGUCACCUGCCCCACCCUGCUCCAACUUGCAACUGCCCUACUAGGAAAUCUAGAGUCGCUCGCCUCAUUUGCAUUGCCUGCAUCCCGUUGUCACUCCAACUAGUGCUCCAACAUCCUACAUACUACUCUCACCUCCACUCCAUCCUUUCACCCACCCACCCAUCCAUCCUUCCAUCCAUCCUCAGCUCGACAUUGUCUCUGGGUUGUCUACACGGCGACCCAAUCCGUCCUGUCGUCACGCUGGCUACCCAAACUCUUCCCGCUAUUGAGGCCCCUCAUCCUCUCUUCCCCCGCCGCUUCCAGUCCUCGUUGACUCCCCCAUAUACCAACGACCUCAAGUCAGAACGCUCAUGGUUGCCGCGGGGUGGCCAAGGGGGCUGUGACGACGUUUAUACUACGUCGAGUCUACCCACUGAAGCAUCAAGGACCCAGCAAACAACCACCCCGCACAUGUCGCCCGUCCAGUCAUAUCCAUCAAUGCAUCCUCCAUAUAGGAGCCCACGGGAGCCUCCAGCGAAUCCUCCCGUCUCACUCCCGCCCCUGCGUCAGUUUUCCAUGACACCACCCACUUCCUCUGGCAGGAAUGGCAGUUCCCUUGGCGUUCACUCUAUCCUCAACCCUCAAGCCGAAGUGGCUGAGCAGCAGCAACAAAGCUCAAGACGUAGCCUUUCUCGCUUGGAAUCGUCAUCUCCGGUCGACACGCACCACUCGCAGAGUCUGCCCUCCAUUAGCCGACCAAAUAGUGUCGACUCAGUAUUGUCUACCCGGGAAGAGCAAAACCUCCCUAGGCUAUUCCAGCCCCCAGGACGACCUCCUAUGCGGCCCUCGUUGCAUGACAAAGGCAUCAAGAAUCACACCAUUAGCAGACUCAAUCCCCCUACGGGCACAAUAGAUGCCCACCAAUCACCUUUCUUGACGGCAAGCACACGCCCAUCUGAGGUGGUGACGCCGCAGCACUCGGCUCUACCUACACCACCUGCCGCAGGUCGAACCCACUAUUUUCCACCCACAGCUCCAACCCCACCCCCGAACAUGGGUCGGGCAGAUGUACAUCGACCCAAUGUAAACUUUCCUCAGUCAGGCAGUGCAAGCCCCAUUGCCCAGUACUCCCCAUAUAGCCAGCCAGCUUCAGUGGCGUCUACCCAAUACGACAACCACAGCACCCAGGGACAAUAUGGUCCUGGAAGCAUUAUGAUGCACGAUGCCCGCCAAGGGCCCUCCUCGAUUGAUGGCGACCGUACUAGCAUGAUUGCCAUGGCGCCUUCGAGCCAGAGCAGCAUCCAGCUCAUGACCAUCAAGAGUCAGCACGGGCCACCUCGCCAAAUCCCCGUAGAAACACAGACUGCGUCCAAGGGCGCCGACGAAAAGAGAAGGCGCAAUGCCGGUGCGUCUGCUCGCUUCCGAGCCCGACGAAAAGAGAAGGAACGAGAGGCUUCGAUGAGCAUCUCAAGGCUGGAGCAAAGCGUGCGUGACGCCAACGAGGAUGCAGCCUUUUACCGUGAAGAGCGAGAUUACUGGAGGUCAUUGGCAUUGCAGUCGCAUCCUGAGAGGAACCAUGCCCGACCUCAGUCACCUCGGCUGAGACGCGCAUCAGUCGAUCCGUCGCGAGCACCGUCUUGCACGACCGGACAUGGCUCCGAGGCGUCUUUUGACGGAUACGAGGACGAGUCCCGAGAGGAGGAACAGCGCAACGUGCGAAGGAGGACCAACAGCUACCACCCGGCACUGGGCUCUCACCAAAUUGACGGACCUUCGCCCAGCCAUGACAGUCGGGCGUAUCCGCUAGCGGGAUAUGGGCCGACGACUCACGCAUCUGGGGCGAAUGCUCAGGUGCACGCAUCGCCUCAAGGGCAACCAGGUCAGGCGGCAGGUCUUCAGCGCCCGUCGCCAGAACGGCCGCUGUACCGGGAUUCGUUUGGCGCAGAGGCGGGUCGAUAUGAGCAUCGCGCGUGGGCGUCUGAACAGACCAAGGGACGGGCGCAGUAAUCAAACAGGGCGAAUAGCAGGCGGCUGUUUGUUGUUGCAUGGGUGGUUGUUUCAUGCUUGUGGAAUUUUGCAAGCGUUAAUCUGCGUUAUACCCAUUGGUCUUCUCACCACCAUGUUUUGUUUUGUUUUUGAAAUAUUUUCUCAUACUUGUUGCAUUAUGAGACUAUUAGAAUAGUGCAUCUAGAUUAUCAGGCCUCCACAGGCAACGUUGGCAUCAUUAUUAUUAUCAUCAUCAUCAUCAUCAUCAUCAUCAUCAUCAUCAUCAUCAUCAUCAGUAGCAGAGAAGAAAGAAUUUUACAC